Molecule: messenger RNA, 1184 nt
Organism: Cariama cristata (Red-legged seriema)
Lineage: Eukaryota; Metazoa; Chordata; Aves; Cariamiformes; Cariamidae
Gene: MED4
Product: mediator complex subunit 4
Exons: 6
Biological process (GO): regulation of transcription by RNA polymerase II
Cellular component (GO): core mediator complex; mediator complex
Molecular function (GO): transcription coregulator activity
Source: RefSeq, a predicted model, not a curated record
GGAACUAAUUGAAAUUUUGGCAAUUUCAAGAAACCAGAAGCUUCCACAACCAGGAGAGGAGAGCCAGAUCUUGGAACUGCUGAUUCAGAGAGAUGGAGAGUUUCAAGAGCUAAUGAAGUUGGCAGUUGAUCAGGGGAAAAUCCAUCAUGAAAUGCAGCUUUUAGAAAAGGUAGUAGAAAAGAGGGAUAAUGAUAUUCAGCAGCUGCAGAAACAACUAAAAGAAGCAGAGCACAUACUGGCAACAGCUGUUUAUCAAGCAAAGGAAAAGCUGAAAUCAAUUGAAAAGGCAAGAAAAGGUGCCAUUUCCUCUGAAGAAAUAAUUAAAUAUGCCCAUAGGAUCAGUGCUAGCAAUGCUGUUUGUGCCCCUCUGACAUGGGUGCCAGGGGACCCACGUAGGCCAUAUCCUACAGAUCUGGAAAUGAGAAGUGGUCUCUUGGGUCAGAUGAACAACCCAUCCACCAAUGGAGUUAAUGGACACUUACCAGGGGAUGCACUUGCAGCAGGCAGGUUGCCAGAUGUGCUCGCUCCUCAGUAUCCUUGGCAGUCAAGUGAUAUGUCAAUGAACAUGCUACCUCCUAAUCAUAGUAAUGACUUCAUGUUGGAGCCUCCAGGACACAAUAAAGAGAAUGAAGAUGAUGUAGAAGUUAUGUCAACAGACUCCUCGAGCAGCAGCAGUGACUCAGACUAGGUACAAGAGGGACAGUAUCCCUAGUAGACCUUUCCUGUGGUGAAGGUAGGUUGGAUGCUGUUUGCCACAAACUGCAAUAUCCUUUUGUUAAGCUGGCAGCCCUGUGUAUAGGGAGAAGAAAACAGCUGGCUCAGAAAUAGGGCGACUAAUUUAAAACCAUGGACUUCAGAAAUUUUUUUCCCAUUAGAUGGUCAAUUAAAAUGACUGGGUGCUUUCUGCUGGAGAAGAGAUGUCAGAUUUCCAAUGAUUAUGUAAAUGUGUGAAUGCGUAUGUUUGCAAGAGAUGCCUGUGUAUACACAUAUAUUUACUAUACAUUAGAUGACAAAAGUUCCUGGGAAAAAAGGUGUAAGGGGAAUCCCCUUGUAUGUUUGUUAGUAACUUUACUCUUUUGAUGAUAGCCUUUUCUAUGGCACAGAAAUGAGAUGUGAAAUUUGUAAUUUUAAUAUUUUUUUGUUACUGCUUAAAUACAUGUUCUUGAUGAUCUGUGUGCCGAGAA